GGAACGUCAACAAAUGUCGUCAUCUUCCCGCGGGUCGAGCGCGUGUUCUCGCGAGAUCUGAUCACGAUGAAGAUGGCGGCCACCAAGGUAGAGCAUGUUGUGGCAGAUGCUGGCGCUUUUCUCAAACGGGCUCCUUUGCAAGAAAUAGGAACGAAUAUCUACACAUUGAAAGAUGUCGUUGAAGAAAUUCGGGACAAACAGACUAAAAAAAGCUUGGCCUUCUUGCCAUACAAGCUGAAUUUUAAAGAACCUUUCCCCGAGUACAUACGAUUGGUUACAGAAUUUGCUAAAAAGACCGGAGAUUACCCGAGUCUGUCAGCCACAGACAUUAAAGUCUUAGCACUGACUUAUCAACUGGAAAGUGAUCAUGUGGGAACUGAACAUUUAAAGAAAGAGCCUGAGAAAAAGAUCCAAAUAUGCACCACAAAAAGGCAUCCAGAGGCUCCUGAUGGUAUUGCCGGUUUCCAUUUUCCAUCAAAACCCACAGAUAAACUCAGCUCUGUUGUUGAAAAUUCAACGACAACAAAAGAUCCACGAGAGACAGAUACUUCAGAGUUCAACAGUUUUCAGUUCUGGAGGAACCCAUUGCCAAGCAUUGAGACUGAUCUGCUUGAACUACUGGCAGCAGACACGGUCACGAUAAAAGAUCAUUUUGGAAAAGUCACAGAGAAACUGCACUCUGUUGAUUUGUCAGCCGACAGUCACGUGACUGAAUCUGAAGACCACGAGGAAGGUAAUGAAGAUGAACACGAGGAAGAACAAAACGAUGAGGAAGAGGAUAAUGAUGAUGAUGGUGGGGGUUGGAUUACUCCCAGUAACAUUAAACAAGUACAGAUGGAGGCUGGUAACUGGGGAUCCUCAGCAAAUGUCACAGUGGGCUGUGUGACCACAGAUUUUGCCAUGCAGAAUGUUUUGAUUCAGAUUGGACUUCAUGUGCUGUCAGUGAAUGGGAUGCUCAUUAAACACACCAGGAGCUACAUUUUACGCUGUCAUGCCUGUUUUAAGACAACAACAAACAUGAGCAAAACUUUCUGUCCACACUGUGGAAACAGCACUUUGAAGAAGGUUGCCGUCACCAUUAAUGAAGACGGGUCCACGCAGAUGCAUUUUUCUAGGAACCCUAAAGUCUUAAAUUCAAAAGGGAAGAGGUAUUCUCUACCAUUGCCACAAGGAGGAAAACAUGCGUCAAACCCUCUUCUAGUGGAAGACCAGCGUUUCCCACAGCAGAGGGUCUCUAAGAAAGCUCGGCAGAAAACUAACGUGUUUGAUCCAGACUACCUGGCCGGCAGCUCUCCGUUCUCCGAGCACGAUAUCUACAGCAGAUCCGCCGGCUUAAACCUGCGAGACGGACAGGUGGGAGGAGGCAAACGGCGGGCCAAUCCUAACGCAGCACGCAAAAAAUUUGUUAAAAAAUAAGUGCGUUUUUGCACUAGCCUGUAGAAUUGUUGUGAAAAACCUAUUGGGACUCUUGAAGCUUUAGACAUCAUUUGUAGUAGUAAAUUACCUUUGGCAAAGCAUAAUGGGAACGACUUUGACAUUAUAUAUAGUUUUCUGUGUGAAACGUGUUUUCUGUAAUCUUCCCACAUACCAGCUGAAUUGUGACCUUAUAUUAUAGAUAUGGUAAAAAGUCUUUGCAAUGCCACUUCAUGCAAACCAUGCUGCAUGUUGUAAAGGACUGAAUUUGAAAAUCUUUGCUUCAUGCUAAUAUAUUAGAAGAUAUUCUGAUAUUCGAUACAAUUUAAACACAUCUUUAUUUUGUCAAACACCCUGCCAGGACUGGAAUAAGAAAAUGCAUAGAACAGACAUAAAUUGCAAUGCAAAAAAAAAAAAAAAGUCGGAUUAAUGUACAACAGCCCAAGUAUCUAAAAAAAUAAUCAUAAUCAGAAGUGUAUACAUGACAUUACAUGAUUGUUAACCAUCUGUGUCCGGUUGCAUAAACGUUUUAUGCAUCAGUCCUGUCAAAGCUAAAGAGAUAUUACCCAUUUACUGUUUUCUGGUUUGAAACUUGUAUUGCUUAUAAAGGGACUUUGCCAUCUUUAAAACAUGCCAAUAUUUCUCAUUAUUACACAUUAAUUAAACACUUAGCAGGUUAUUAUUAGCUUGGGGGUCGGUCUCCCACAGAAAACACGUAUGCAUCUCUUUAUUCAAUUAGUUUUUCCCACAAUUUAAAUAUUGACUUUAUUUAAUGACAUAUAUUACAUUUUAACCUUCACCUAAUAAAGAUUUAAACUUG
Messenger RNA from Paramisgurnus dabryanus, 2233 nucleotides. It is a transcript of the gene nob1, whose product is annotated as NIN1 (RPN12) binding protein 1 homolog. Gene Ontology annotation, biological process: ribosomal small subunit biogenesis; maturation of SSU-rRNA. Lineage: Eukaryota; Metazoa; Chordata; Actinopteri; Cypriniformes; Cobitidae. The record is from RefSeq and is a predicted model, not a curated record. Gene Ontology annotation, cellular component: preribosome, small subunit precursor. Gene Ontology annotation, molecular function: RNA endonuclease activity.